UGUGCAGCAAGCAGUAUAUGAGCCCCGCUGUCUCAUCAGUCACCAGUCACAUGCUCCGCCUCCGAUCUUAGCUCACGGAGCGCGUGAGCACGACUGCAUACCUACCUAGACUCCCUGAGAGUGCCGCUCGCUGCCUCACGCUGCCUCUCCCUUCGCUCGACUGAUCGACUCCACUGUAACAGCGGCCAUGAACGAGUUCGCCCGCUUCUCCAAGCGGGCAGUCGACUACAUCUUCGAUCGGCCGGCCAGAAACGACGACACAGCGCCCAUCUGGUGCUUGGGACGAUCCUACAAGUCGGAUUAUCAACCCACACAGCUGGCGUCGUCUACCGGUGCUUUGCCCGGUACUUCGCCUUCAGCACACUCAGAUGUAUCUCAUGCCGACAGUGCUGUUGUGACCAAGAGCAACGAGAAAACAGAUGGGAAGAGUGUAGAUAACGACGAUGAGUUGGUCAAGAGCUUCGACCAAGUGCAGCUCAGCAAGUCUAUGGACGAGGAAGACCUGGGUUGGCCUUCCGACUUCAUAGAUGACUUUGAGUCGCGUAUAUGGAUCACGUAUCGGGAUGGCUUCCCUCCCAUAGCCAAAUCAACAGAUCCCGCUGCUGGCUCCAAAAUGUCAUUCACCACUAAACUCCGCAGUCUGACGAACCAACAAGGCUUCACCUCUGAUACUGGCUGGGGAUGCAUGAUCAGGAGUGGGCAGUCUCUACUGGCGAACACAAUCCUCUUGCACAGGCUGGGAAGAGAUUGGCGCAAGGGCCAGAAGCAGGAGGAGCACAAGAAUAUCCUGUCGCUCUUUGCCGAUACACCCGAGGCGCCCUUCUCGAUCCAUAAAUUUGUAGAGCAUGGUGCUCAGGCCUGCGGCACAUAUCCUGGCGAGUGGUUUGGACCGAAUGCUACCGCCAGAUGUUUACGAGCGCUCACAGACAAGUACCAUGGAGCUGGCUUGCGAGUAUAUGCACGACCAAACGACAGUGAUGUGUAUGCCGAUGCACUGAUCGAGACAGCGACCCAGAAAGACGCCGAUGACAAGUUCCAGCCUACACUCAUAGUUCUCGGCAUCAGGUUGGGCAUCGAAAAAGUCACGUCGGCAUACCAUGUAGCGCUGAAGGCGGCAUUGGAGCUCCCACAAAGCGUUGGCAUCGCGGGCGGACGACCGAGCAGCAGCCAUUAUUUUCUUGGGCACCAGGGCGAUUCGUUCUUCUAUCUCGACCCGCAUACCACACGACAUAUGUUGUCGCCGCAGCCCUCAGCCGAAGACAUUGAGACGUGCCAUACUCGACGAAUCCGAAAGCUCCCGCUGUCAGAGAUGGAUCCUUCGAUGCUCCUUGGCUUCCUCGUUCGUUCUCAAGAAGAAUUCGAGGAAUGGCGGAAAGCGGUACUAGAAAUGCCAGGCAAAGCCAUCAUCCACAUUCACGAGACAGAGCCCAAGUACUCUACAGGCAAUGAGCGAGCUGGCGCAAUCGACGAAGUGGAAACGAUGGACGAGACUCUAGACGAGGAUGACGAUGACGAAGGCGAGAAGAUAUGAAUGCAUCAUGUGUCGGGGUUUAUUGCAUGGGAAAUGAUGGUAACGUGAAAUGAGAGGAUAUUUGGCGCUCCGGUGGCUCUUCAGAACUGAGCAUACUGAGCGUUUUUGCAUGAUAAUGCGGAUGGGCAUGGCGCAUACUGGAGAUGCAGUUCUCGGCUUAGACUCAGCCAUAGAUACCCGAAGUAAAUGAUGCCUGCGGGUACCUCCUAGGCUGGGUAGCACAAUCGCGUGAACGCGAAAAUGACACGAUGUCGUCUUGGCGGCGUAUGACGAUUGUCUCCUAGAUUCUCUACUUCGUACAGACCUUACCUCCUACCUUA
Molecule: messenger RNA, 1851 nt
Organism: Sphaerulina musiva SO2202
Lineage: Eukaryota; Fungi; Ascomycota; Dothideomycetes; Mycosphaerellales; Mycosphaerellaceae
Product: putative cysteine protease atg4
Exons: 2
Coding region: 188-1531 (447 amino acids)
Molecular function (GO): protein-phosphatidylethanolamide deconjugating activity
Source: RefSeq, a predicted model, not a curated record